Messenger RNA from Kwoniella botswanensis, 1350 nucleotides. RefSeq lists its product as uncharacterized. The record is from RefSeq and is a predicted model, not a curated record. The coding region runs from base 1 to 1350 and encodes 449 amino acids. Lineage: Eukaryota; Fungi; Basidiomycota; Tremellomycetes; Tremellales; Cryptococcaceae. The transcript is spliced from 5 exons.
AUGACCAAUCAAACCCCUUUACCCACCUACGCCAAGGUACUCUCUUUAUCCCAAUGGAUCACCUAUUUUCAUCCCACAAAAGGUAUAUUCAGAUCACCCUCUUCCCAAGGUGAAUCUAUCGAACAUCUCGAUAUCGACUUGCGAUACGUCGAGCAUGAUUAUCACCAGCGCCUCAUUACUAAACCAGCUAAAAACAACGACGAGCUGUUGUUGCCCAGCGGUAAUCAAGAUAUCAACUUGCCCAGAGUGGUGGUGUUGACUCUGAGAGGUGGGGAGUAUGUCCAAGACGAUGAUAGUAGGAUGGAAUCCCUUGCAGAGGUCUUGAUGGCUAUUAAUCCCGUUGAGGUUCAUUGGGUCAACGCCGCGACUGAUCCUUCUGAACAACUCACAUUUGCUACUCACCUUGUCCAUCCUGCUAUCAUCGCUGCAGGAGAAGUUUGGUCGAGGAAUGGGUCAUUGAGGAAGCUUGUCGUUCAAGGAGGAUUCCCCGUACCCAACCUCACUGCACCCACACCAUUCUCGUUAACUCCCGCUGCUACCCCCUGUCCAUCACCUGGACUCAGUCGAUCGACUUUCGGCGCAUUGACAAUGUCUCAUUCUACUCCUGCUUCUCCCGCUACAUCCAAAUUUCCCAAUUCAGGAUUACCUGCGCUGAGCACUACCAAGCCGAAACCUGUCGACGAGGAAAGGUUGAAAGCUCGAGCUGAGAGACAACGAUUGGCAGAGUACACGUUGAAACCUAGAUUCGAGUAUGCUUUCGGAGGUUGGACAGUCGACGAGUUGGGAUGGAGACUUGAUGGUCGUUACACCCCGGCAUGUCAAUUAUCAAUCAUCACUCACAUCUUCCGAGCAUUCGGUACUUCUUUCCCUUCCUCUUCGAGGAAAGUCGACAUCGAUUUACCCUCCAUGAUCAUCUUCACCACCAUCCCUAGGGGAAUCAUCAACGAUUUGGUCGAAUUACCUUCCAAACUCCAAUUGGACGAGGAAGUAAAAGCGUAUCUUCAAGACGUCACUUUCGUUUCUAUUGAUAAAUCUCAUUGCCCCGCUGCAAGAUUGUUCGAUACAGGGAUGGAAGUGUCCGAAGAUAGGGAGAGACAGAGUCGACGUAUCAAAUCUGAAAUGAUACUCCUCCACUCUAAUUCCCAUUUGGAAUUCGACUUGGUCUCUUUGGAAGAGCUAAGAGAGGUUAACAAACCGACAUUGGACUUACCUCAACAGGGAAUUUCACCAGCUGUAUCGGAUAGCUCGAUCUUACCUGAUGAUACGGAGGGACCGACCGAGGACGAAGGUGAAGAAGCUAUCACACCUGAGAUCCUUAAUCCCUCUUUGAGUAACUCCUUGGUCUUGUAA